This is a messenger RNA of Vicia villosa (hairy vetch), 1107 nucleotides long. RefSeq lists its product as uncharacterized. The coding region runs from base 1 to 1107 and encodes 368 amino acids. The record is from RefSeq and is a predicted model, not a curated record. The transcript is spliced from 2 exons. Gene Ontology annotation, biological process: telomere maintenance; DNA repair. Lineage: Eukaryota; Viridiplantae; Streptophyta; Magnoliopsida; Fabales; Fabaceae. Gene Ontology annotation, molecular function: DNA helicase activity.
AUGGCACACAAGCAUACUUUUGAAGCACUUGAUAGAACGCUCAGAGACGUAAUGUCUAAAUACGGUAACUCCAAGGAGAUGUUUGGUGGAAAAGUUGUUGUGUUUGGAGGUGAUUUCAGGCAGAUUUUACCUGUUGUCCCUCGAGGAAGCCGUUCGGAUAUUGUACAUUCUGCCAUAAAUGCGUCUUACAUAUGGAAUUCUGUUCAAGUGUUAACAUUAACCAAAAACAUGCGCCUCCAAUCCGGUCCGACCGAAGAUGAUAAAAAUGAAAUGCAACAGUUUUCUGAAUGGUUGUUAAGAAUUGGCGAAGGAAAAGUAUCUGAGCCCAAUGACGGUGUGACAGAUUUUGAAAUUCCACCUGACCUGUUGAUAACACAGUUCGAAGACCCAAUCGUCGCCAUUGUUGAUGCUACAUAUCCUGACUUAAUUCACAAUUUUCAUUCAAUCCAAUACCUUAAGGGUCGAGCAAUUCUGGCUUCAACAUUAGAAAUUGUGGAACAAAUAAACAAUCAUAUCCUUGACUUAAUCCCAGGAGACAUGCGGGAUUACUACAGCUCCAAUACUGUUGAUAAGUCCGAAAUCAAUGACGACACAGUGGUAAAUAUCCUAACUCCAGAAUUUCUCAGUUCCCUCCGUACAUCUGGUUUGCCUACCCAUCAUUUAAAGUUAAAGGUUGGAACACCAAUUAUGAUCAUGAGGAAUAUUGAUCAGUCAGAAGGACUAUGUAAUGGAACAAGGUUGAUAGUAACAAAAUUGGGGACACAUGUUAUUGAAGCUUCGAUAAUAGCUGGAAAGAACGGUGGCAAUCGGGUGUACAUCCCACGAAUGGAUAUGUCACCUUCCCAAUCACCAUGGCCGUUCAAGCUCAACAGAAGACAGUUCCCCAUUAUAGUGUCAUAUGCCAUGACAAUUAACAAAUCCCAAGGACAGUCUUUGGAUAUUGUUGGUCUAUACCUACCAAGGGAUGUUUUUACACAUGGACAAAUAUAUGUUGCACUAUCAAGAGUGACAACCAAACAAGGAAUCAAGAUUUUAAUACAUGAUCAACAUGCAAAAGUUAAAACAACUACAAAUGUAGUUUACAAGGAGAUCUUUGACAAUAUAUAA